Penicillium arizonense is the source of this 2943-nucleotide messenger RNA. RefSeq names its product glycoside hydrolase family 35 protein. Gene Ontology annotation, molecular function: beta-galactosidase activity. The transcript is spliced from 4 exons. Gene Ontology annotation, cellular component: vacuole. The record is from RefSeq and is a predicted model, not a curated record. Lineage: Eukaryota; Fungi; Ascomycota; Eurotiomycetes; Eurotiales; Aspergillaceae. Gene Ontology annotation, biological process: carbohydrate metabolic process. Bases 1 to 2943 code for a protein of 980 amino acids.
AUGCGUAUCCUCGCGCUUCUCCCACUCGUCCUCGGACUCUUGUCCGGUCAUUUCGUCUCUGCAACAGACAAUGGCAAGACUACCGACGUGACCUGGGAUAAAUACAGUCUCUCCAUCAAGGGAGAAAGGGUGUUUGUCUUCUCCGGUGAAUUUCAUUACCAGCGACUCCCCGUGCCGGAGCUAUGGCUCGAUGUGUUUCAGAAGCUACGCUCGAACGGGUUUAAUGCGGUAUCAAUCUACUUCUUCUGGUCUUUCCACUCUGCUUCAAAGGAUACCUUUGACUUUGAAAACGGCGCUCAUGACAUCCAGCGCGUCUUCGACUACGCCAAACAGGCAGGUCUGUAUGUUAUUGCAAGAGCCGGUCCUUAUGUCAAUGCCGAGACUUCUGCUGGUGGUUUCGCGCUGUGGGCUUCUAAUGGCCAGAUGGGUAAUGCGCGCACCAGUGCCACGGCUUACUACAAUCUAUGGUAUCCCUGGAUCCAGGAGGUCGGCAAGAUCAUCGCGGCAAACCAGAUCACAAAUGGUGGCCCGGUUAUUCUCAAUCAACAUGAGAAUGAGUUGCAAGAGACCACCCAUAGUGCCGACAAUACCCUUGUCAAGUACAUGGAGCAAAUUGCAGCUGCAUUUGAUGAGGCUGGCAUUGUCGUCCCCAGCUCACAUAAUGAGAAAGGAAUGCGCUCUAUGAGUUGGUCUACUGAUUACCAGAAUGUCGGCGGUGCUGUCAAUGUCUACGGUCUGGAUUCUUAUCCCGGUGGCUUGUCUUGCACCAAUCCAAACACGGGGUUCAAUCUCGUUCGUACUUACGCUCAAUGGUUUUCCAAUUACAGCUAUACUCAACCUAGCUAUCUACCCGAGUUUGAAGGUGGCUGGUUUUCGGCCUGGGGCUCCGGGUCUUUCUAUGAUACAUGUGCCACGGAGCUUUCGCCCGAGUUUGCGGAUGUUUACUACAAAAACAACGUCGGUUCCAGGGUUACCUUGCAGAACCUAUACAUGGUCUUUGGUGGCACUAGCUGGGGUCACAGCGCUGCUCCUGUUGUCUAUACAUCAUAUGACUAUUCUGCUCCUUUGCGAGAGACUCGUGAGAUUCGUGACAAGCUCAAGCAGACGAAGUUGUUGGGCCUGUUCACCCGUGUCUCUUCUGGUCUUCUUCAGACCCAGAUGGAAGGAAAUGGAACGGGAUAUACCAGUGAUGCAAGUAUUUAUACUUGGGCCUUGCGGAACCCGGAAACCGAGGCUGGCUUCUAUGUUCUGGCACAUGCAACCAGCUCGUCCCGUGCAGUGACUACCUUUUCGUUGAAUGUCAACACCUCGGCCGGGGCUAUCACUAUUCCAGAUAUUGAACUGGCUGGCCGUCAAAGUAAAAUCAUAGUCACUGACUACCAGAUUGGCAAUGCCUCGAGUCUUCUCUACUCCUCAGCCGAGGUUUUGACGUACGCCACUCUCGACGUGGAUGUCAUUGUCUUCUACCUAAACAUCGGACAAAAAGGAAUCUUUAUUUUCAAAGAUACCCAGGCCCUCACUUUCCAAACAUAUGGCAAUUCAAACGUGAGCUCUAGCGCAUCAGACCACGGGACCCAGUACUCCUAUACUCAAGGAGAUGGCGCUACCGUGCUCAAAUUCUCGAAUGGGGUGCUAGUCUAUCUUCUUGACAAGGAGACAGCAUGGAACUUCUUCGCCGUUCCCACUACUUCCAAUCCAUUGGUAUCUCCCAGUGAGCAGAUUCUCGCUCUUGGGCCAUAUCUGGUUCGCACAGCCUCUGUUAAUGGAAACACCGUCAGCCUUGUGGGUGAUAAUGCAAACAAAACAUCUAUCGAGGUGUACACCGGGAAUUCAAAGGUUACCAAGAUCAAGUGGAAUGGCAAGGCAAUAUCGACAAAAAAGACAAAGUAUGGUAGUUUGAUCGGUUCGGCUCCAGGAGCUGAAAAUGCCAAAAUCUCAUUGCCAACCUUGAACUCUUGGAAAGCGCAAGACACCCUUCCAGAAAUCAAGGCAGACUAUGAUGACUCUCGCUGGACAGUAUGCAACAAGACAAGCUCAGUCAACUCCGUGGCCCCUCUCACGCUCCCUGUGCUUUACUCUGGGGAUUAUGGCUAUCACACUGGAACAAAGAUCUACCGCGGUAGAUUCGAUGGCACCACCGCAACAGGCGCCAACAUCACGGUCCAAAACGGUGUUGCUGCUGGUUGGGCCGCCUGGCUGAAUGGAGCCUACGUCGGAGGAGCUGUUGGUGAUCCUGCUCUCGCAGCUACAUCGGACGAGCUCGAUUUUAGCAAAUCUACUCUUCGUGAAACCGACAACGUCUUGACCGUCAUCACAGACUAUACUGGACAUGACGAAGCCAACGUGAAGCCCAAUGGUGCACAAAACCCUCGUGGCAUCCUGGGUGCCACUCUCGCUGGCUCAAACUUCACUUCCUGGCGCAUCCAAGGCAAUGCAGGAGGUGAAGCCAAUAUUGAUCCUGUUCGAGGACCCAUGAACGAAGGAGGUCUCUAUGGAGAGCGCAUGGGCUGGCAUCUUCCAGGAUACAAGGCUCCCAAAGCUGCAACAUCGUCCAGUCCCCUAGACGGAGUGUCGGGAGCAGAAGGCCAAUUCUAUACAACGACCUUCAAGCUGAACCUUGACUCCGACCUGGAUGUUCCGAUUGGUCUGCAGCUAGGUGCAUCCGAUACACCUGCUGUGGUCCAGAUCUUCAUGAAUGGAUACCAGUUCGGUCAUUAUAUGCCGCACAUUGGUCCACAGACAAGGUUCCCAUUCCCGCCAGGGGUGAUCAACAAUCGUGGUGAGAACACAUUGGCAAUCAGCCUGUGGGCGCUGACCGAUCAAGGCGCGAAACUGAGUCAGGUGGAGCUGGUUGCAUAUGGUGCUUAUCAGACUGGCUUCAACUUCAAUCACGAUUGGUCGUACUUGCAGCCACAAUGGAAGAGCAGAGCUGCAUAUGUGUAG